AUGGAGAGUCUGAGUGAGCUGCAGAACCCGCUCCUAGAUAAGACCAGCAGCAGACACGUGGUCCACAACGACUACCAGGCUUACCAGGGCGACUACCCCAACCACCAGUACCAGGAGAACAUCAUUGGCUACUUCGUCACAGGGAGCAACGGCAAGACUAAGGCCCAGCAGUUUCUGGAUGCAACCUCUCUGCACCUGGCAGUGGAGGCCUUCUAUAGGCCCAACUUUAUCCUGUACAAGGACGAUGUCAGCCUCCAGAGCAAGGACUUGAAGAGUGAGAGCUCCGAGACCACCUUCACAGAGAACAAGGACAAUGUGGUGGGAGUGGAGGGAGCCCCCAUAGAGGACCCUCAGGACAAACUACUGGGAGAGAAGGAUGUGAAGAUCCAAACUGUCUCCUAUGAGGUGGAGGAGGAGGGACAUGAGUAUGAGGUGAGAGUUCACACAGAGGGCAACCAACUAUAAGUGACCAACUAGAACUUUGGAUUUGGGAUGUGAUGAUGCUCAUACAAAAAUUAAUAGGACAAAUGAAAUAACAAGGUUACCUCAAAUUGUGUGUACUUUAAUAGUGAGUUGCAGAAAGCUAUCAGGGAUGUUUAUGAACAGAAUAAUUGGUCAGGGCACUCAUUACUGUUCAUGUUAAUUAACAAAGCUCCCUACCUCUUGCUAAUAGGCUGCUAAAGCUGCAAGCAUGAUUCAUACCUAUUUGUUCCAUCUAACCGUCUGUUCACUAAAUGGCACAUUUGAUGUAUUUCAUAGAACUUUUCCAAAUCCAAUAGAGCGGUAGUUUUUCUGUUCCAUAAUUGUUGCCAAAUCUCCCUGUUCAUCUUUGAUCAUAUCACUCCAGGCCUUUUGUUAUGUUAGGACAAAACUGUGACUAACCACUCCAAAUUAAAAUGGUGACAGUGGCAGAGCAACUUCUUUAGAAAAGUGGCUAAAUCAAAUUUCAUGCAGCCAGGGUUGUGCAAUACCCAGUGCUGUGAAUUGGCAGCAGGGGAGUGCAUAGAUCCCUAACUGGGCUUACCAUCAGUCCAGCUCCUGUCACUAGCAGAUGGAUAGAUGCACAGCAAAUACAUUCAUUAAUGCCAGAAUGCAGUACUUUGAAAGUAUUAUUAAGUGGAGACUGGGCUGAUACAUGGCCCCGGCACAGGUGAGCCAGCAGAUCAGUUAUUCCAGGUCGAUUCACAGAACAAAUUAAUCUGAUGACAGUUUUUUUCAAGCACUUUGGCAAAUAUUUCAGAUUUAAGUGGCAUGAUUGUGCAUUCAUUGGGUUUUCACACAUCUUUCACCGCUGAGUCCUUUAUGCAAAAUCAAAGUUUUCUGUGAAAUACCAGGAGCACAUUUUGUUUAGUCACCAAUACAUCAGAUAAUGAUAGGCUCACCAUUUAGUUAUUUUAACUCAAAUACUUUUCUUCGGCAGCUGCUUCUCUUGGUUUACCCUCUGUGUGUGCAGGUGUGUGUGUGUGUAUACAUGUAUGUGUGUGUGUGUGUGUGGCUCACUGUGUGUUGGUAGAUAAUUGAAUCCUUGGAUGUAGUUCCAGGAAUUGGAGAUGGAGUGAGUGUGCCAGCCAGGUGGAGAUCACAGCUCUGUAGAAGGCUUUUAAAGUGUUCAUGUUAAUGUUCUCAACACACGAAGACAAGAGGGAAAGAGCUGGACGAUAGUUCUUACAUGUCAAAGCCAAUAUCUGCUAUUAGUUAUUCUAUACACGUGUUUGUGUUCAUCAUAAAUUAUCCUGGAAACCCUGCAUCUGUAUACAGACAAGACAUGGUACUCAGUAGGGAUAUGAUGGCAUUAACUAUUCCACACGAUAACACGUGACUGGACCAUGUCCUCAAUGGCACCCAUCUAAAUUAUCUUCUUAGUAAUAAUUUUGUUUUGGUGAGCUCUCUGGCAAUGUUUUAUAUUUGUAUUUGUAUUUAUUAUGGAUCCCCAUUAGCUACUGCCAAGGCAGCAGCUACUCUUCCUGGGGUCCAGCAAAAUUAAGGCAGUUGUACCAUUUUAAAAACAUUACAAUACAUUCACAGAUUUCACAACACACUGUGUGCCCUCAGGCCCCUACUCCACCACUACCACAUAUCUAUAAUACAAAAUCCAUGUGUACGUGUGUGUGUAUAGUGCGUAUGUUAUCGUGUGUGUGUAUGCAUGUGUCUGUGCCUAUGUUUGUGUUGCUUCACAGUCCCCACUGUUCCAUAAGGUGUAUUUGUAUCUGUUUUCUAAAUCUGAUUUUACUGCUUGCAUCAGUUACUUGAUGUGGAAUAGAGUUCCAUGUAGUUAUGGCUCUAUGUAGUACUGUGCACCUCCCAUCGUCUGUUCUGGACUUGGGGACUGUGAAGAGACGUCUUGUGUGGUAUGCAUGGGUGUCCGAGCUGAGCGCCAGUAGUUCAAACAGACAGCUUGGUGCAUUCAACAUGUCAAUACCUCUCACAAAUACAAGUAGUGAUGAAGGCAAUCUCUCCCCCGCUUUGAGCCAGGAGAAAUUGACAUGCAUAUUAUUAAUGUUAGCUCUCUGUGUACAUCCAAGGGACAGCUGUGCUGCCCUGUUCUGAGCCAAUUGCAAUUUUCCUAAGUCCCUUUUUGUGGCACCUGACCACACGACUGAACAGUAGUCCAGGUGCGACAAAACUAGGGCCUCUAGGACCUGCCUUGUUGAUAGUGCUGUUAAGAAGGUAGAGCAGUGCUUUAUUACAUUUACAUUUACAUUUUAGUCAUUUAGCAGACGCUCUUAUCCAGAGCGACUUACAGGAGCAAUUAGGGUUAAGUGCCUUGCUCAAGGGCACAUUAACGUCAUUUAGCAGACGCUCUUAGCCAGAGCGACUCGCAAAUUGAUGCGUUCACCCAAUAGCCAGUGGGAUAACCACUUUACAAUUUUGGGGGGGGGGUUAGAAGGAACACUUUAUCCUAGAAGGUUAGAAGGAACACUUUAUUGGGAGAAGUCUUAUUAUGGACAGACUUCUCCCAAUCUUAGCUACUGUUGUAUCAAUAUGUUUUGACUAUGACAGUUUACAAUCCAGGGUUACUCCAAGCAGUUUAGUCACUUCAACUUGCUCAAUUUCCACAUUAUUUAUUACAAGAUUUAGUUGAGGUUUAGGGUUUAGUGAAUGAUUUAUCCCAAAUGCAAUGCUUUUAGUUUUAGAAAUAUUUAGGACUAACUUCUUCCUUGCCACCAACUUUGAAACUAAUUGCAGCUCUUUGUUAAGUGUUGCAGUCAUUUCAGUCGCUGUAGUAGCUGACAUGUAUAGUGUUGAGUCAUCUGCAUACAUAGUCACACAGGCUUUACUCAAAGCCAGUGCCAUGUCGUUAGUAAAGAUUGAAAAAAGUAAGGGGCCUAGACAGCUGCCCUGGGGAAUUCCUGAUUCUACCUGGAUUAUGUUGGAGAGGCUUCCAUUAAAGAACACCCUCUGUGUUCUGUUAGACAGGUAACUCUUUAUCCACAAUAUAGCAGGGGGUGUAAAGCCAUAACACAUACAUUUUUCCAGAUCAAUAAUGUCACAAGCCACACUGAAUUCUAACAAAACAGCCCUCACAAUUUCAGAAAGCAAUGUUUUCCAAAAUGCCAACACUUUAGUCCCUCUGCCAGUGUUUCCCAUCAAGUUUGAUGGGGAAUCAGGACAUUGCUGGUGUGUAGGGGUGUAAAACAAGAUUUAGGCCUAGGUGUGGGUGGAUGAUGCCAGUCCAUAGUGAUGUGGGCCAUGGCCGUCUCUGUGUGCCCUGAAGGUGUGCCCAGUGUCCCCUGCCUUGUUUACAAGUUUGAACACAGGAAUGAGAGAUGUAAUCUACACCUCGAUUAGGCUGAUAGAAAUCCUCAUUAUUUUGUUUAAAGGGGCAGUGCUGUAAAAAAUGUGAUUUUCCAAAUUGUGAAAGUCAUGAAAAUGCAAUUUUUGUGCCUGGAAUUUCAGCCUGUUCAAGUGGGAUGGAGUUUUUGGCCCAAAUCAUGACAUCACAAUCUGAUCUGAUUAUUCUGACCAAUGACCAGUCAUCUUUUAUUUGCCUAUGUGUCCUCCUACUUUGAAGGGGUAAGCGGGUUUGGUUCUGGAGUCUAGACGAUCAGGGCUGUGUAUGUAAAUAUACUUAAAUUUGUAUCAACACGCCCACACGAUCAGACUGAGCAUUUCAAUGGCAAAAGGAGGCUCAGCUAAAUAAAUUAUACAAAAUAUAUUUGGAAUUAUGUUAAUUAAAUAAACACACAGUGAUUUAUGAGACAUACAGUGAUGAUUUAAAAAAUACAAUUAAAAAGACUGCAUGGGGGCUUUAAUGAUUUUCAAUUUGAGUGUCAUCAUUUCUAUAUAGCCUUCACUUUCUCGUUCUGAACUUAACGCCAGUGGAACGGGUGUAGCUUUGUGACAAUGACCACACGAGCAGUCGCGCACUGAUUUGACAGUUACAACUCAGACACCGCCAAAACACCAGCUAUGCGGGUGUCUGCUAUUGCGGGUUAACACUUUAUCUGAUUGAAUCUAGGCCCCAGUCUACGAAUCUAUCCACAGGAGCAUGGGCAUCCAUUAGAAAUGUGCUUGGAUGUGGAGAAUCUAACCUGGUGCUUCAGGUGUACACCAGGAAUGAAAUAGAUUAUUUCAGAGGCCCAUUGUGGGACAAAAUCUCAUGAUCAUUGGUUAUGCAUGUGGGUCUCUGUGUGUAACGUCAAACAGAAUUGUCAUAGCUUCUGUAGCUACAUAUGAAAUGUAUUAUGUAAUACUUUCUCUCUACAAGCACAGUACUUGUGGCAUUUCAUGCACAAUGCAAGGACACUUCAAAAUGCUUAUCCCUCUCUCUAUCAUGUUUGCCAAUGGGUGAGAGGGUGAGAUGAGGGUUCUGCUGCUAUGUCCACUUUGUCUACACACUCUCUAUGCCUCUUCCUCUCUCCUUUCGUCCUCUUUAAAUUGGCUCAUUUAUUUUCGGCCCUGAACAUCCAUUUCCAUUUUCUCUCCUCCCUCAGUCCCACAGGUUUGUUUGAACCCUGUUAGUAACAAGACUAACAAAUGAAUCCUGUCCUGAUGGAGAGACAUUCAUUUAAACAAACAGCAGCUCCCGCUCUGGGAGAACUGCAAAGGUGAGGCCAUGUCUCCUUAAAGGUCAUCCCAGUGAUGUGGCUCCUCGUGUUUGGCUAUUCACUUUUGCCAGAGUGCCCACAGCAGCGUCAGACUUUCCCAUUCAUUAGCCCCUCAGCUAACCAGGGGCCUCUGAGGAGGAUCAAGGCACAGUAUGGGAAGAGAUCACACUGGCCAUCAGAACAUUCACAGCCUUUCAAGCAAGACGGGCAAACAGACGAGGGGUGGUGGGGUGCGUGUGGAGAAAGGGAGGCAAUUUAGCACAUAAAUGGCACUGUGUUCUUCCUGUUUCCCCUGUCACCUGGUGAUGAUGAAACAAUCUGUUAAUCCAAUGUUAUCUGUUAUGCCGCUCAUGGGUGUUGACAGAAAUACAAAUCCUCUCUGCCUGACUGAGCCCAUCAUGUCCUGCAUGUAAGCAGAACAAGGGCAGAUAUGCCUGGGGGUGUUUGUCAUCUAAUGUCAAACUGUUAGGUGUUGCAGUAACGGUAACAGCAAGGUGUGGGCUCACACGGUAUUCACAGUAUCUCUGUAGUGCAGAGUUACCUACCUAUAAGUGUCGGGUUCAGGUCCAUGGAACAAUGUUCUCUAAUCUGAUCCUAUAACCUUGCUGAUUUGUUUUAUAAAUAAAAGUGAUGUCCCCCCAUUUAGUAAUUCAGAGAUACACCAAACAUGACCAGUCCUGUCCUGUCCCCCCUCUCUCCUUUCCUCCUUCCCAGAGCGACAGCUCCAGUGACACUGAGAGUGAGGAUAACUUCAUCAUGCUGCCCCCUCGGGACCACCUGGGCCUGGCCAUCUUCUCCAUGCUCUGCUGCUUCUGGCCCCUAGGGAUCGCUGCCUUCUACUUCUCCCAGAGGGUGAGUCCAGGACCCAGGCCCCACUUCACCCCUUUACACCUACUACCCUGUAAUUAAUGCUAAAUACCCCCAGCACGCUCUGCAAGGUCAGUAGGCACAAGUGCUCUCGCUCUCUCAAGUGCUAACACAGCCCAUUUUCCACACCCAUCGCCCUCUACCAAUUAUUGCAGACCCUUGACUGCGUAAACUAUAUAGGUUCUGUCCCCUUUUUACUCUUGUGAUGACAAGCAACAAUACCACCUAAGAGAGCAAUGUAAACUGUGUACAGUUAAAACUAAAGGUUGAUUGUGCCACAUAUGCAGUAUGUUUUAUUUUUAUUUUCAUUUAGUCAAUCAAAAGCGUCAUAAAUACAUGUUAUUUUAUGUUAGCAAUACAUUGCCCACAUGAGUAUCUAGCAGAUACUAUCUAGCUACAUGUAUUUUUCAGGAGAUAAUGAAUAGACAUGAUCUGCUUCUCCAGGGGCUGUCUCACCAUUGUGAUAUUGUGAUUAUAUUGAACCCCAUAGUGUGGGCUCAUGGGUAGGUAGCUUAGUGGUUAAGAGCUUUGUGCCAGUAACCGAAAGGUUGCUGGUUCUAAUCUCCGAGCCGACUAGGUGAAAAAUCUGUCAAUGUGCCCUUGAGCAAGGUACUUAACCCUAAUUGCUCCUGUAAGUCACUCUGGAUAAGAGCGUCUGCUAAAUGACUAAUUAUUAUUUAUGUCUAUCUAUAAAUAGCAGCACUUUAGUGAGCAGGUUCUGAAUGCAGCAGGUCCCCUCCCUGCCCUUAAUCCAACUACAAUUUAUCUCAGUGGUUCGCAACAUCUCUCAAACUAAUUGCAAAGACAAUUACAUUGCAAAAUCACCCUAAUAAAGGGACAAAUGGGUUAUAGGCCGGUCUUUUCGGAGUGAUCCAAAAACAUCCAAACAACACAUUAGUCACUGUCAAAACGGUAGUGACAUAAUUGCCAGAGCAACUAAUGGCUCCCUGGGAACAAUUCCUUGUUUUCUCUCCCUACAGUGAAUUUACUACUCACAUUUUACUACUCACAUUUUUCUCAGUCAUAUGUAAUCAUGGCUAAUUUCUCUCUCCUUUGUCUCAGACUAGCAAGGCCAUGGCUAAGGGAGACUUCUCUAGGGCAGGCAGUAGCUCCAGAAGAGCUCUGUUCCUCGCUGCCCUCUCCAUCACCAUCGGGGCAGGGAUGUACGUGGGGGGGGUGGUGGCCCUCGUAGCAUACCUGUCCAAGUCUAGGGGACACGUAUAGCAGCAGGACCAGGGCCACAGGGUAGAGUGCUUGGGAAGCCUUCCCUGUUAUGGCAACCCUGAAGAACCAGUCUACAUGUUUUGGUUGUGGAGCAGCAGAGAGGAGAGAGGAGGAGAGGAAG
Coregonus sp. 'balchen' is the source of this 7260-nucleotide messenger RNA. NCBI's taxonomy places the organism in Eukaryota, Metazoa, Chordata, Actinopteri, Salmoniformes, Salmonidae. The record is from the annotation of a GenBank genome assembly.